Armigeres subalbatus is the source of this 2372-nucleotide messenger RNA. It is a transcript of the gene Idh3g, whose product is annotated as isocitrate dehydrogenase [NAD] subunit gamma, mitochondrial. The record is from RefSeq and is a predicted model, not a curated record. Gene Ontology annotation, biological process: isocitrate metabolic process; tricarboxylic acid cycle. The coding region runs from base 155 to 1309 and encodes 384 amino acids. The transcript has 5 exons. Gene Ontology annotation, cellular component: mitochondrion. Lineage: Eukaryota; Metazoa; Arthropoda; Insecta; Diptera; Culicidae.
UUUUCUCUGUCAUUCGUUGUGCACCCGAGCUAGAAGUGCAGACCUUCGCUUCUGCAAAUCGCGUUCAGCGGAUUACAAAUUAUUUCUAAAUCUAGGUCUAAAUCGGCCUAAGUCGUCCAACUCCAGCCGCUGCCGACAGCAUCAGCAUCAAGCGAUGGCUCUCCGUUUGUUCCGCCUCAGCCAGGAUGUGGUAUCUCCGAUUAUCAAGCGCGGAUGUACCGCGUCCGCGUUUGAGCUGCAGCACAAGAAUCCGCUCCAGCGCAAAGUCGAUAAGAUUCCAAAGGCUCAUUACGGUGGACGUCACACGGUGACGAUGCUGCCGGGAGGUGGAAUCGGACCGGAACUGAUGAACUACGUCAAGGAAGUGUUUCGGUUUGCUGGGGUGCCGGUGGAUUUUGAAGUCGUCGAUAUUGAUCCGGCUAGCGAGGGCAACGAUGAUUUGGAGUACGCCAUCACUUCGAUCAAGCGGAAUGGCGUUGCUCUGAAGGGAAAUAUCGAAACAAAAUCGGAAGCGACCGGAAUUAUCUCCCGUAAUGUUGCCCUUCGUAACGAGUUGGAUCUGUUUGUGAAUGUGUUGCAUUGUAAGUCGUUCAAUGCUAUCCCGGCCCAUCACCAGAAUGUGGAUGUGGUGAUUGUUCGACAGAACACCGAGGGCGAGUAUGCUAUGUUGGAGCACGAGAGCGUGAGGGGGGUAGUGGAGAGCAUGAAGGUGAUCACGGUGGAGAAUGCCGCCCGAGUGGCUCGAUAUGCCUUUGAGUUUGCCCGAGCCAACAACAGAAAGAAGGUAACCACCAUCCACAAGGCCAACAUUAUGAAGCUGGCCGAUGGGCUGUUCCUGAGCGUGGCACGAGAAGUUGCCAAGGAGUAUCCGGAUAUCCAGCAUAAUGACAUGAUCAUCGAUAACUGCUGUAUGCAGCUGGUUUCCAACCCGCACCAGUUCGAUGUGAUGAAUACGACCAACCUGUACGGCAGUAUCACCUCGAAUGUGCUGUGUGGACUGGUUGGCGGUGCUGGGCUAUUCUCCGGAAGGAACUAUGGGGAUCACUACGCCGUAUUCGAGCCGGGCACCCGCAACACCGGUACUGCCAUCGCCGGUAAGAACGUUGCCAACCCGAUUGCAAUGCUGAACGCUGCCGUUGAUAUGCUGUACCAUCUGGGUCACAACUAUCACGCCGACUGUAUCUCCGAUGCCAUCCACAAGACAAUCGAUGCCGAUGGUAUCCACACGCCAGAUCUGGGCGGACAAAAUACCAGCACGGAGAUCGUGCAGAACGUUCUGCAGCAUCUGGCCGAGAAGAGAACCUACUGAUUGAGAUAAGCGAACUUGAACGGUCCGUUCUUGUCCGCGCUCAGUGCACUUGAGUCUGUUUCUGUUUUAUUUAUAUUGCGUUGCUAAGACCUCAUAAAAAUCAAAAGAAGAAAAAAAUCUGCACUCAUCCUAUAGCAAGCUACCGCGCGACAGAACAACUACCGUAUUUACUAUUUGCGCUUCGUUCACUUUGGUGUUGAGAGUUUGUUUGGUAAAAGCUUUGAAGUAAAACAUAAAUGUUCCAUAAAAAUGUGGAUAUUCCUUAAAAAAGUUCCAUAUUUGUUCAUUAGGAAAUUAGUGUUUCAACAAAACAGUUAAAGAUGUCUAAUGAAAGAUAUGAAAUUCCCAAAUGCCCUUCUUCAAAAUAUGUAAAAAAAAAACUAUCCAAUUAUUGAGAAGUUGAUCACAUAUUGAAUUUUGACUAUCGCCUAACAGCGAUAAAUAGUCAAAUUCAAUAUUUUUGUUUCUUUAUUAACAAUUAUGUAACCUUUUUUAAAUAUGUCAAUAUUUUUCAUGGAACAUUCAUUCAACCACCAAAGUUUUCUGCCUCCUCCGAAGCACAAAAUAAAAUACAAUGCAUAAAAUAUGGUAUCUUUUUCCGACGACCGGUGGAAAAUCUGCAUGGAAAAGCACUACAAGGAAAGAGAAAGCGAAGCAAAAUUUCAUAAAUAAAUCAUCGCGCCGGCAAAUCUGAAAAUCGGAAAAUCACAACCCACCGACCGGCAACGGAUGAGGAAUGGGGAUACGCUCUGCCAUCGCGAGCAAGCGUGGGACAACGCAGGACGGUCAAGGGGAUUGUCAGGACAACAAGAUGGAUGAUGAUACUCCCCAAGUGUCGUCGGGUUGAGGUAAUCUUGCGAAACAAAUUUGUUCCACUGUGGAGAUAACGAAUUUCUGGGAAGAUUUUCUUCCGACCCCCCGGAGAGUGCAAUCAUAAUGAGGAAUGGUAUUGAUGAAAAAGUAUAUUUUUGGAAUUUCAUUUAAUCGUAAAAAUACGCUUCAUAUACGUACUUAAACUUUGAAUCGCUAGAGGUAUUCAAUACACUACAUAAAGAGAGGACAA